Messenger RNA from Trichobilharzia regenti, 729 nucleotides. The record is from the annotation of a GenBank genome assembly. NCBI's taxonomy places the organism in Eukaryota, Metazoa, Platyhelminthes, Trematoda, Strigeidida, Schistosomatidae.
AUGGAUCACUUCUUUGAAUAUAACUUUUAUGUAGAUACUAUCCUACGUGAAAUUUUAACCUAUGCUGGCAGCAGACGUAUUCUGUUAUCAUGCUUUGAUCCGAAUGUAUCUGUGAUUUUACAUGAAAAUAAAGCUAAAGGUACUUUAAGUAUAUUUAAACGUGAACGAUGCAUUGAAAGCUCAUCGUAUACACUGGAUGAAUAUGAGAAUAAACUGAGUGAUUCGUCAUUACAACAACAAACUCUUCCAAAUCGAUCAAGUUGUUUUACUGACAAUUCUGUAUUAUUCAGCAUACCUAAACACGAUGACAGUAAUAAUAUUAAUAAUGAAGUAGUUGAAUUACAACAUCAGAAGAUGGUGGAUGAUACAUCAGCUGGAAGUGAUUAUUAUAGUUAUCAUCCUAGUAAUUCAAUUAAUAAGCAUAAUAGUGACAAUGAUGAUGGUGGUGGUGAUGGCGCAAAGAAUAUUGACAAUGAUAAAGUAGUGCUACUACAGAAUACAAUCAAAUCUGGUAAUGGGAAACAAUCAACCAAUUCAGUUGUUAAUGUGAUUAAUUGUGAUAAUGAAAUUGGUGAGAAUACGUCAAUUAUAUCAUCAUCAUCAUCGUCGUCGUCGUCGUCGACCGCAACAUUCGAAGGUCAACAGCCACCGCCACCUCCAGAACAACAACAACAACAAUCGAAACAACAAAAAGAACAACAUUCUAUGCCACUUAUAACAAUUGCUUAG